UGAGAAGUUUACAGACCUAGAGAAACUCUACCUCUACCUUCAGCUGCCUUCGGGUCCCAACAAUGGAGACAAAAGCGAUCAGAUCUCCAUGUCAUCCAGCCGUGCCCAGCAGAUGCACGCCUUCUCGUGGAUACGGAACACCUUGGAAGAGCACCCUGAGACAUCCCUUCCCAAGCAGGAGGUUUAUGAUGAAUACAAGAGCUAUUGUGACAAUCUUGGCUACCACCCGUUAAGUGCUGCUGACUUUGGAAAGAUCAUGAAAAAUGUCUUUCCAAAUAUGAAGGCCCGUCGUCUAGGCACAAGAGGCAAAUCAAAGUAUUGCUACAGUGGACUGAGGAAGAAGGCUUUUGUGCAUAUGCCAACACUGCCCAACCUUGACUUUCAUAAAACUGGAGAUGGGUUGGAUGGGGCAGAGCCGUCUGGGCAGCUGCAAAGUGCUGAUGAGGAAGUUGUCUCUGCGGCCUGCCGGCUUGUUUGUGAAUGGGCCCAGAAAGUGCUGAGCCAGCCUUUUGAUACAGUCUUGGAAUUGGCUCGUUUCCUUGUAAAAAGUCACUAUAUCGGUACCAAGUCAAUGGCAGCUUUAACAGUAAUGGCAGAGGCACCAGCAGGAAUAAAAGGGAUCCCCCAGCCCUCAGCUUUUAUACCUACUGCUGAAAGUAAUUCCUUUCAACCGCAAGUGAAAACUCUGCCAUCUCCUGUUGAUGCCAAGCAGCAGCUGCAGCGUAAGAUCCAGAAGAAGCAGCAAGAACAGAAACUGCAGUCUCCUUUGCCAGGAGAGUCUCCAGCAAAGAAAACAGAAGGCACUGCAACCAAUGGUGUGACCAGUAUAUCUAAUGGAAGUCCUGCAAUUCUGUCUCCUCCGCCUAUUGGCAUUGUUGUGGCAGCUGUCCCCAGCCCGAUACCGGUGCCAAGGACCAGGCAGUUGGUGACGUCUCCAAGUCCUAUGGGAGCGUCUGAUAGCAAGGUCCUGCCACUCAAUGUUCAGGUGGUCACUCAGCACAUGCAAUCAGUCAAGCAGUCACCAAAGACUCCCCAGAACGUUCCUGCCAGCCCAGUUGGUGACCGCUCUGCCCGACAUCGCUACCCGCAGAUCUUACCGAAGCCAGCAAAUACCAGUGCUCUCACCAUCCGCUCUCCCACAACGGUGCUCUUUACCAGUAGCCCAAUCAAGACUGUUGUGCCAGCUCCACAUGUGAAUUCUUUAAAUGUGGUAAAAAUGACAGCAAUAUCUCUUGCCCCAGGCAGUAGUAGUGUGCCCGUCAAACAGACGCCUUCAGUUAGCAGUAGUGCAGGAGCAGUGGAAGAAGGGAGGACUGGUCCACAGAUCAAGAAUGCAUCUGUUGUUUCACUUCAGUCUCCAGGAGCCAAGCCUAGCACUGUUGUAGCUGCGCCUGCAGUCAAGAUCAAAAUGGAACCAGAAGCAAUGCUGGAUGAGAACUCAGUACAAGGCCAAGAGAGCUCUGACGUGUCUAAAUCCAUAAAGGCAACCCCUGACCUGCCUCCUGCUCAACUAAUUAAUUUUGAGCUUGCAACCUCGAAGGUUUCAGCUGAUGAUGUCGUGGAGGCAAAACCAGUUAAGGGCUGUGAUCAGGGAGCUGAAGAAGCAGGGAUCAAAUAUAAAACACAAUCUAAUGAGAUCACACCAGUUUCUUCAGCAGGCAAUAAUCAAAGCAUUCUAAAGCUCUCAGUUGCCGGUCAAAACUUGUCCAGCACCAGCAUUGGUUCACCUCCUACUGGUGAGUCUACGAUUAAAGACAAAACAUGCACUAAAAGUCCAAGAAAGCGACAACCUUCUACACUUCAGGAUUCCCAGGUACCACCUGUAAAGAAACCACUGGUGGAGCAGCUUUCAGCUGGUAAUGCUGUGGAGGGUCAAAAAGCAAACAGUGUUAAGAAGUCUCCAAAGGUUGGAUCGUUAGCUAACAGUGACAAUACAGCAACACUUGCUCAAGUUCCCAGCAAGGUACCUGUGAAGGUACCUGUACCUUCUGCAGCUGCAGCAAACUUAGCAACAGACCUUUCUUUGAGCACCAAUUUAAAUACCAGUGAUUCUACUUUAGGACAGCAGCUUGCAUCAGCAUCAUCUCCAGAUAUAAAAGUAAAAUUGGAAGGAAACGUGUUUAUCAUAGAAAAUGAUUCAAAAUUUGAUGGCAGCUUUAACCCAAAUACGUGGCACCAUAUCAACAAAACCUCCGACUUUGCAUCUGUGAAUUGUGAACAGCAGCAAGAUAUCAGUGUUACGACUAUUGCAGGGCACUCUGGCUCUAGUGACUUACAGGAAUCGGCAUGGGAGCCAGUGCACUGUGAAGGGAUACAGCAGGAUGCAUACAACCAGCAGUUACAGAGCCAGAUCCAGGACUCCUCCUUGGGUCAAAUACAAGCACAGUCUUCAAAUCAGUUACCUCUGCAGUCUGAGCUUAAAGAGUUUGAACAUACAGUCCCUCAGGCAAACGAAAACUUCUUUUCAUUUGAUGAUGACCUUACCCAGGACAGCAUCGUGGAGGAGCUGGUGCUCAUGGAGGAGCAAAUGUCCAUGAAUAAUUCUCAUCCUUACGGUGGUUGUCUAGGAAUGGCACUUCAGAGUCAGACCGCAGCUCAAGGAGCUUCCGUGUCAUCUCAUCCAAGCAGCUUUACUCCUAUCAGCUCCAGCAUGGCUUACCAUGAUGCCAGCAUUAUAUCAAGUAGCCCUGUGAAGCCAAUGCAGCGGCCUAUGGCUACCCAUCCCGACAAAACCAAGCUUGAGUGGAUGAAUAACGGCUACAGUGGUGUUAGCAAUUCAUCGGUUGCAAACCAUGGCAUCCUUACGAGCUAUCAGGAGCUGGUGGAAGACCGCUUCAGGAAACCUCACGCUUUUGCUGUUCCUGGCCAGUCAUACCAGUCUCAGCCGCGCCACCAUGAUACUCACUUUGGUCGCGUGACUCCUGUUUCACCUGUGCAGCACCAGGCAGCCCCUGUCAGUAGCACCACCAAGCAAGAGGGCUUUGCUGUUCCUGCUCCUUUGGACAGCAAAGGGACCGGUUCCUCUCUCAACAACAGUCUGAGAUGCCGGAGCGUGAGCCCUGCUGUCCAUCGCCAGCGUAAUCUCAGUGGAAGCACUGUUUAUCCUGUUUCAAAUAUACCACGCUCUAACCUGACACCUUUUGGAAGUCCAGUGACUCCUGAAGUUCACAAUGUAUUUGCUAAUAUCCAUGCAGACACCAGUGCCAAUAACAUAGCGCAAAGAAGCCAGUCAGUCCCAUUGACUGUGAUGAUGCAGACAGCCUUCCCGUCUCUUCAGAAACAAACAAACACUAAAAAAAUAACCAAUGUGUUGUUAAACAAACUUGAUUCUGAUAGCGAUGAUGCAGUGAGAGGUUUGGGAGUGAACAACAUGCCCUCAAAUUACACAGCCAGGAUGAAUCUCACUCAGAUUUUGGAGACAUCCGCUGCUUUUCCUGGUGCCAACCCACAAAAUAUGAUCAAUUCCAGCACUUCAGUUUAUGAAUUCCAAACACCAAAUUACCUCACAAAAAACAGCAGCACCGAUCAGAUCAGUUUUUCUUCUGGAGAUAACCAAGCACAAUCAGACAUCGGAGAGCAGCAAUUAGAUUUUAGCAGCACUGUAAAAGACCUUUUAGGGGAGGACAGUCUGCCAACAAACCAGCAGCUGGUGAAUCAGGUGGCAUCAGAUCUCAAUAACGUUGCAUCUGUCUUUUCCAGCGACAUCAGGUUGUCUUCCGAGCUCUCAGGCAGCAUUAAUGAUCUGAACACUUUAGACACAAAUCUACUGUUUGAUCCAGGUCGUCAGCAGGGACAAGACGAUGAUGCUACACUGGAGGAAUUAAAAAAUGACCCCUUGUUUCAACAGAUCUGCAAUGAAUCCAUUAACUCAAUGACUACAUCAGGUUUUGAGUGGAUGGAGAGUAAGGAUCAUCCUGCUGUUGAAAUGUUGGGCUAAUCUUGUUUUAUAAUAUGUAUGUAGCACACUGUAUCUAAAAGACAGAUGUAUUGUAUUUGUCUUAAUGGAAGUGCCUCCCGCAGCAGAAACACUUGCUAUGUGUUGUGGCAUUUUUUAAAAAGUUUGCUGUACCCAUUGCUUAUUCUUCAGCAGGGAAAAGGCAGUCUUACCAAUUUUAAACAAACUUCUGAAGACGAUGGGCUAUCAAAGAGCCAGUAUUAAAAUUUGAAUUUUAUAGUGUUUCCCAUUCAGCAUUUCUUAUUGUAGCAAACAAAGAAGUGGUUAAUAGCCAGCCAGCAGUGACAGCUAUGGUUGAGGCUUUGGGAGGGUUUUAAGUCGAGCUCGCUAGUAGGCUUUCCUUACUUUGUAUCACUUGUUAAGUUCUUAGUAGAUGAUCCUUACUGACCUUUGUCAUUCAGGUCUGAAACGCAGGGUGCCUGCAGAUGGGUAGGUGGUGGGAGUAGGUGCAAGUGAACCGGGUGACAUGACCAUUGUGUAGCUGUCUUGAGCACUGCACGGUGGUGAACUGUGGAAAAUCUCUCUAGCACUGGUGCCAUUGACAUCGCUAGUAAAACGCAGAGGUAGGAAAAAACUAACAGGAAUGAUCAAGAAAGAUGCACUAAAUUUUUUAUUUAAGAGAAAUAAAUCUAUGUAGUUAUUUUAUCCAUUAAUAUUCGUGACAUACUUGAUAUUUUAGUUCUCACUUCAGUGUUUUUAUAUUAGGUAAAAUUCAUGCAAAAAGAUUUUGAGCACUGAGAUUUAAUCUAGGCAUAACACCCUAUUUUAAAGUGAUAGGUACUGUUUAAUUAUUUAUCAACUCUAGAGAAGGAACGUGGUAUUUCCCCUCUUUUUUUUAAAUAAAAGAGCUGCUGGAGCUCAUUAAAAUACUAUUUUUAAAGAUGCAUUUUUUAAGCUUGCUCUUUCCUAACCUAGUGGAGGGUGUAGGAAGAUGUUAUAUUUUCUCUAUAUUUCAGUAGGUUGAGCCUUUCUGUCUGUCUUGCUCGUUCUCUUUCUCUCAAACAAAAGAUGAUUAAAAUAUUAGAAAAUGUGGUUGAUCUAAAAAUAUUUCAUAUAGAGCCAUAAUACUGCCAGGCACUUUACAGAUACGCAGUAAGAGAUGUGAUCUUUCUUUUGGUAAAACUUCUUUUAAAAGUACUUACUGUUUUAGAAGCCUGAAUUCCACUUUCAUAAGUGAUUUGACAGGACUGGUGAAUCUUAAUUUUUUUUUUUUUUUUUUUAAGUCCUUAGCUGCCCCUCUGGAAAAUGAGAUUUAGACUUCUGCCUCGCUAGUUCACUUGAACCAAAAAAUACCUUUUGUUUUAUCAGCAUGGCAUGGAUCUCUCUAAUGGCGAAGAGAGAGAGGUACUUAACCAGCUACGGCCCUGAUGCUAGAAAGAGGAUUUGCACAGGCAAGCUUUUACAAAAGAAGUGGUGCACUGAGGAUGCUACAAUACCAUCCCUUAAGCAUAGUAUAAAAUUGAUUAUUUCUCCUGUGAACUGACACAAAACAGAAAACACAUUGCAUUACUUCUUUGAGUGAGCAGUCAUGAAUUUAUGAAGGGGGAGGCACAACAGGCCCCCCUAGAUUUACUUAAGGGGAAGAUGCUCAGAUAUUUUUUUUUUUAAGUGUCUUGGUGGUCUUCUGUUUCUUCAGUUUUUGCUAAUAACUUGAG
Molecule: messenger RNA, 5610 nt
Organism: Pygoscelis adeliae (Adelie penguin)
Lineage: Eukaryota; Metazoa; Chordata; Aves; Sphenisciformes; Spheniscidae
Gene: RFX7
Product: regulatory factor X, 7
Exons: 8
Coding region: 89-3937 (1282 amino acids)
Biological process (GO): regulation of transcription by RNA polymerase II
Molecular function (GO): DNA-binding transcription factor activity, RNA polymerase II-specific; RNA polymerase II cis-regulatory region sequence-specific DNA binding
Source: RefSeq, a predicted model, not a curated record